AUCAACGGUUGCCUUGGCAGCCGUUGACGUCACGCCUCCCCACCGUGUCCCUGCUCCUGGGGCUGGUGAUGGGAGGGAAACCCCGUUGAUGGGAGAGACAGACUGAAUGAGAAUCAGCUGUGUUGUCGGAGGAAGAACACUAUUAUUUCACACAUUAAGCUCGGAGCAGCCAUGGAGAAGUGCGACGCGGAGCAGAAGGCCACGCUGGUGCAGAAGGCCAAGCUGGCCGAGCAGGCGGAGCGCUACGACGACAUGGCCGCCGCCAUGAAGAAGGUGACGGAGCUGGGCGAGGAGCUGUCCAACGAGGAGCGCAACCUGCUGUCGGUGGCCUACAAGAACGUGGUGGGGGCGCGCCGCUCCUCCUGGAGGGUGGUGUCCAGCAUCGAGCAGAAGACCGAGGGCAGCGACAAGAAGCAGCAGCUGGUCAAGGAGUACCGGGAAAAGAUCGAGGAGGAGCUGAAGGAGAUCUGCGGGGACGUGCUGGGUCUUCUGGAGAAGUACCUCAUCCCCAACGCCACUCCCGCCGAGAGCAAGGUCUUCUACCUGAAAAUGAAGGGGGACUACUUCCGCUACCUGGCCGAGGUCGCCGUGGGAGACAACAAAACCUCCACCAUGGGGAACUCGCAGGACGCCUACCAGGCCGCCGUGGACAUCAGCAAGACGGACAUGCAGCCCACCCACCCCUCCGGCCCUGGCCUGGCCUCAAACUGCGUCGCCCUUCACGAGAUCCUAACUCGCACCGACCAGCCGCAAACUGCCAAAGAGGACUGCACCUCCACCCGCACAGCGUUCCCAUCUCGCCGCUCUCUCUUCCAGGCUUUUGACGAGGCCAUCGCCGAGCUGGACACGCUGAACGAGGAUUCGUACAAAGACAGCACGCUGAUCAUGCAGCUCCUGAGGGACAACCUGACGCUGUGGACCUCAGACGCCCACGGAGACGGAGAGGAAACCGAGGAGGGUCGAGAGAACUGAGCCCCGCCUCCCGACUGCCUGGCUGCCUGCCAAUCACACGUCAACACUGAGACCGCCUCACCUUCCCGCUGUUCUCUAGGGCUCCCAGCAGCCUCUGUUGCUUCUCUUCUGUUUGUGCAUGCGGGUGUGUGUGUGUGAUUAUGUGUGUGUGUGUGUGAUUAUGUGUGUGUGUGUGCGUGUCUGUGUGUGUGUUUGUGCGUGAAUGUGUGAGCGCAUGUGUGUGUGUGCAUGCGUGAGUGUGUGCGCGCUUGUGUGUGUGCAUGCAUGUGUGUGUGUGAGUGUGUGCAUGUGUGUGAGUGUGUGUGCAUGCGUGUUUGUGUGCAUGCAUGUGUGCGUGUGAGUGUGUGUGCAUGUGUGUGUGUGUGUGUGAGUGUGCGUGCAUUCAUGUGUGUGUGUGCGCAUGCGUGUGAAUGUGUGUGCAUGCGUGUGUGUGUGCAUGCAUGUGUGAGUGUGUGUGCAUGUGCAUAUGUGUGUGUGUGCGUGCAUGCAUGUGUGUGUGUGAGUGUGUGUGCAUGCAUGUGUGUGUGUGUGUUUGUGGCGCAGGGUGGGCUCAGAAAGGGCGGGGUGCGGGGGGGUAUGCGUGUCGUCAUUGUUUUUUUCCUCGUUACUUUGUAAGAAUGAUACGGGCUUUGCGGAAACCGGGGGUUGGGGUGGGUCCAGUUUAGUUAGUUUAUAUUUGUACAUCAUGUGAAACGUUGAAAGUGUUUUGACUUUGUUGUUUUAUGCAUCUGUGGUUUACAUCAUGAAGCCUACAUGAUCGUUUGUGAUUCCAGGGGGGGCGGAGGGGGGGGGGGGGGGCGGUGGGGGGGUUUGUCACGGAACUAGAAAAUCGACAGAAGGGCCAUCGAAACAAAACCAAAUGACUGUCGAGCACUAAAACGGUAACCACGGGCAGCAGAGGAAGGAAACGUUCUGUUUGUCAUCUGCUGAAGCUCAUUUCUCAGCUUGGGUGACUUGCAAAUUUGUGGGGGGGGUUUUUUUUCUUCUCUUUCCCCCCCCAAGUGUAACGGUUACAAGGUAUAGAUAUAACCUAACCUAAGAACAAAGAAAGCACCUGAUAUUAUUUGGAACUUUAAAUUAAAUGAAAUUAAAUAUUGUAUAUUGAGCAGAACUGUUUAAAAGAUUACCUUGUGCUUAUCUAGUCAUUACUGUUUCAUUAUUAUUAUUAUUAUUAUUAUUAUUAGUAUUAUUGUUCUGCCCCCCCCCCCUUGUUUCUUUUGAUACUUACCUAAAUGCAUGUGGCUGAGGAUAGCUAUUGGGGAGGGUACGGAUAUUGCUGUGAUAGGCUAGCUAGUUUUCAUGUCUGGAAUUUUCAUACAAAACACCCAAACAACUGUUUGGAGGGGACAAUGUAAUUUCAUGUACGUGAAAUAAUAAAAAAAAAAGAAACUUAAA
This is a messenger RNA of Anguilla rostrata (American eel), 2367 nucleotides long. RefSeq names its product 14-3-3 protein beta/alpha-A-like. Bases 172 to 972 code for a protein of 266 amino acids. Gene Ontology annotation, biological process: signal transduction; intracellular protein localization. Lineage: Eukaryota; Metazoa; Chordata; Actinopteri; Anguilliformes; Anguillidae. Gene Ontology annotation, cellular component: cytoplasm. The transcript is spliced from 6 exons. The record is from RefSeq and is a predicted model, not a curated record.